Molecule: messenger RNA, 694 nt
Organism: Vigna umbellata (rice bean)
Lineage: Eukaryota; Viridiplantae; Streptophyta; Magnoliopsida; Fabales; Fabaceae
Product: small ribosomal subunit protein eS25y
Source: RefSeq, a predicted model, not a curated record
UUCAGUGGUCUGUGCUUCCGCCUCUAGGAAAGAAAGGGUUUCUCUGUUACCUCGUUGCCACAAAUAUCAUGGCACCAAAGAAGGAUAAGGCUCCUCCACCUUCCUCCAAGCCCGCCAAAUCUGGCGGUGGCAAGCAGAAGAAGAAGAAGUGGAGCAAGGGAAAGCAAAAGGAGAAGGUGAAUAACAUGGUGCUAUUUGAUCAGGGUACCUAUGACAAACUCCUCUCAGAAGCACCCAAAUACAAGCUCAUCACUCCUUCAAUUCUCUCUGAUCGUAUGAGGAUUAAUGGAUCACUUGCAAGGAAGGCUAUAAGAGAACUGAUGGCCAGAGGUUCAAUCAGGAUGGUGUCUGCCCAUGCCAGUCAGCAAAUUUACACCAGGGCAACAAACACCUAAAUGUGUGAUUGUUCCUAGGUUAUGGAGUACUAGUAGAAAUAGUGAAGUAUGUUCUUUUGAAGUUUAAGAUGCAUCUCAUACUAGCUUCUCAGUUCUCGAUUGUUGUUGAAUCCAGGCUGAGAUUGUAUUUUUGGUUUCCUUCCAUGUUUUGAUCUUUUAAAAUAUUCUGGCUGUUGUCUUUUCUUUACAUGUUUUGUUUUGUUGACUUGAUUUGUUAACGUGCCGGAGAUUCUUUUUGAAAGCAAAACCAAUUGGAAAAUGUCGGAUAUUUAGUAAUGGAUUUAGAUUGGGUUGGUUUA